Myxocyprinus asiaticus (Chinese sucker) is the source of this 6905-nucleotide messenger RNA. RefSeq names its product synaptic Ras GTPase activating protein 1b (gene syngap1b). The coding region runs from base 257 to 4492 and encodes 1411 amino acids. Gene Ontology annotation, biological process: regulation of GTPase activity; negative regulation of Ras protein signal transduction. The record is from RefSeq and is a predicted model, not a curated record. The transcript is spliced from 21 exons. NCBI's taxonomy places the organism in Eukaryota, Metazoa, Chordata, Actinopteri, Cypriniformes, Catostomidae.
UCACUCUUGUUUGCGCGCGCGUGUGAUAAAUGAUGUGAACACAAUUUCACGCUGGGUGACAGUCAUUCCAAUGGCUCUUGUCGAUCACGGACGAUGAGAUUUCAUGAUCCCCCCUUUGCAUUACGGGAAUAUCGCUCCAGCGUCGACGCAGUCCAUGAUCCAACCGGAUUUCCCCCCCUCGUUUGACUGCUAAAGGAUAUUUUCGCAUGCCUACAGACUAAAGAGACAAGGAGAGCACGUUCAAUGCCGUUGGAACAUGUCACAUGUUCCCUAUCAAGAUGCGAGGUAUGCAGUCCCCCCCUCCUACAGACACCAGCCCUCCUUCGCAGCUGCUCCCUCCUACGAGCAACCCGACUGGAACCCUCGUCUGUGUGUGAUCUCUGGAAAUCAGCUCUACAUGUUGGACCAGGAGGAGAUUCACCCUUUGUUGAUGCGCGAGCAGCGCUCCGAGUCGCACAGGAACAAGCUGCUGCGACGGACGGUCAGCGUGCCUGUGGAGGGAAGGCACCAUCCUGAGAUGGACAACGCUCGGCUCCGGCGGAAAAGCAUCGCCACCGGGAAACAGCCAAGCAUGGAGAUCCCACCCACUGCCCCCCCUCAACCCUUUCGACAAUCCAGUUUCCUCAGUAGAAGACUGAAGGGGUCCAUUAAGCGGGCCAAGAGUCAGCCCAAACUGGACCGAACCAGUAGCUUCCGCCAAAUGAUCCUCCCUCGUUUCCGCAGCGCCGACCAGGACCGGACUCGUCUGAUGCAGAGCUUCAAGGAAUCACACUCCCAUGAGUCUUUGCUGUCUCCAAGCAGUGCGGCCGAGGCUUUGGAUUUAACACUUGAUGAAGAUGCCAUCAUCAAGCCUGUUCACUCCAGUAUACUGGGACAGGAAUACUGCUUUGAGGUGACAACUGCUUCAGGAACAAAGUGUUUUGCCUGUCGGUCAGCUGCAGAGCGAGACAAAUGGAUAGAGAAUCUACAGAGAGCUGUCAAACCAAAUAAAGACAACAGUCGUCGCGUCGACAAUGUUUUGAAGCUGUGGAUCAUCGAGGCCAGAGAACUCCCGCCCAAAAAGCGCUAUUAUUGUGAACUGUGCUUGGAUGACAUGCUGUACGCCCGUACCACCAGCAAACCCCGAACCGAUACUGUGUUCUGGGGUGAGCACUUUGAAUUCAACAACCUGCCAGCUGUCCGCAACCUCCGCCUUCAUCUUUAUAAAGAGACCGACAAGAAAAGACGCAAGGAGAAGAGCACAUAUUUAGGCUUGGUAAGUAUCCCCAUUUCCAGCAUCACCGGUCGCCAGUUUGUGGAGCAGUGGUACCCAGUCAUUCAGCCCAGCGUCCUGGCCAAGGGUGGGGGUGUGGGAGGGGGCAAAAUCAUCAACGCCUCCUUACGACUCAAGUCACGCUUUCAGACUAUGAGCAUUCUACCCAUGGAGCUUUAUAAAGAGUUUGCAGAGUAUGUAACCAACAACUACCGAACGCUGUGCGCGGUUCUGGAACCAUUACUGAGUGUCAAGAGUAAAGAGGAAGUGGCCUGUGCACUAGUACACAUCCUGCAGAGCACAGGGAAGGCCAAGGACUUUCUUUCCGAUAUGGCAAUGUGUGAGGUGGAUAGAUUCAAUGACCGAGAGCACCUUAUCUUCAGAGAGAACACAUUGGCCACCAAAGCCAUAGAAGAGUACCUCAAACUCAUUGGACACAAGUACCUCAAAGACGUUUUAGGUGAUUUUAUCCGAGCCCUGUAUGAAUCAGAGGAGAACUGUGAAGUUGACCCAAUGAGAACUCCACCUUCUGUACUGCCCGAACAUCAAGCCAACCUCCGGAUGUGCUGUGAGCUUGCACUCUGCAAAAUCGUCAAUUCUCAUUGUGCGUUUCCAAGAGAACUGAAAGAGGUGUUUGCGUCCUGGCGCGUUCGAUGCGCAGAGAGGGGACGAGAGGACAUUGCAGAUCGACUCAUCAGCGGUUCCCUCUUUCUGCGGUUCCUGUGUCCAGCUGUCAUGUCUCCAUCCUUAUUCAACCUGACGCAGGAAUAUCCAGAUGAACAGACUUCACGUACACUCACUCUCAUAGCCAAAGUGGUGCAGAACCUGGCAAACUUCUCAAAGUUUGGCAGUAAGGAGGAGUACAUGUGCUUCAUGAAUGAGUUUUUAGAGAUGGAGUGGGGCUCUAUGCAGCAAUUCCUGUACGAGAUCUCCAAUCUAGAUAGCGUGAGCAAUGCAGGAGCCUUUGAGGGUUACAUCGACUUGGGAAGGGAGCUCUCAAUCCUGCACAGUCUUCUAUGGGAAGUUAUGGCACAACUAAGUAAGGAUGCAAUCAUUAAACUCGGACCAUUGCCCCGCCUUCUCAAUGACAUUAGCAUGGCCCUUCGUAACCCUCAUCUCCAAAGACAGCCCAGUCACCAGACAGACAGACAGCCUCCAGAGAGACAGACAGACAGAUUGCUCUCCAGACCGAGCUUCAACAGGGGUGUCUCAUCGGAGUUCCAAAACCUUAUGAUGAGAGACCUGAACAGUUCAGUUGAGAUUACUCGCCUGCCUUCUCCAACCUCUGCGAUGUCCAGCGGUGGAGCUCCUCCAUCUCGGGCUGGAAUGGGGGGAUUUGCGGACCGGGAUCAUCCUCACCGAGCCUCAUCUAAAGACGUUUUCUAUGUUGCCCGCCCCCCACUGGCCCGGUCCAGUCCCGCAUACUGUACUAGCAGUUCUGACAUUACUGAUCCAGACCCAAAGGACUCCAGAAUGAACAGCGUCUCUAACCUGCAGUCUAUGGGGGACAUGCUCAACUCUUCCCAGGCCUCGAUUGCCGGCCUCGGCAGCUACGGUGGACUCGCAGGCUUGGGAGGAGGCCUCGGAGGUCAGCUGCGUGCCGGAGGACGCAUGUCGGCCGGAUCCGGGGGUUCCAGCAUGUCCGGUGGUCUGAGACUGAGCCAGAUGGGGACCACGACCGACUCACUGUCCCAGCAGCAACAGCAGCAGGCCGCCGCCCUUCGCUACCCCCUCUCCUUCCAGAACCCUCUGUUCCACCUCGCUGCAGAUGGGCCACAGCUUCACCACCAGCACAGUCGGGCACAGCCGCCUCCUCCACUCCUGCUCGCCCCGGAGCCGGACCCUUCGCACCCCACUUACAUCCCGCAGUUCGCCCACGGUGGGUUCUCUCGAAGUGAGGAUCUCUCCACCCUCAGACCAGGACCUCAUCUGGGUCAGCCGAGCAUCAUUCACUCCCACAGCUAUAGUGAUGACUACACCCGACAUAACCAGAGCGACUACGGGCGACGGCAAAUCCCAAUGCAUUUGCAGGAGCAGCAACAGAUGACAGGAAUGACAUCACAGACCGGCACAUCUCAUUCUUCCCUUGCCACGCCUCCUUCCACCGUUCAGCCUGUCCGUCAAACCUCCAUGGUUCCUCCCACACAGCGAAUGAAAUUACAACCCUCGCAUCAGCUGUCUGUGAGUUCUGCCGCUGGCGCCCCUACAGGCAAGACCAGACCGCAGAGCGGAAACCUGCUCCAGUCCCCUGAGUCUGGCUUUGGGGGCCGGCAGCAGGGCCCUCGACAGCAGCUGUCCGUCAAAGACAACACUCCCCCGGGUCUCCCCCAUCAGCAGAGCUCCACCAGGGAGAGCCAGGGGUCCCAGGGCUCUCAGGGCGGAACUCCACAGUCCACACAGCAAUCCAAAUCGCAUCAGGAACGCCAGCAGGUCCAGCAACAGCAUCUACUCAAGCCUACCAUGAGCAAACAGGGCUCUUCCCAGUCUCCAUCCACCCUCAACCCCCUGACCCCUGCCUCUGAGCGAACCGUCGCCUGGGUGUCCAACAUGCCCCAUCUGUCUGCUGACAUCGAGAGUUCCCGCAUCGACAGAGAAGAGUUCAAGCUGAAGGAGUAUUCAAAGAGCAUGGAUGAGUCACGCCUGGACAGGGUGCGUGAAUAUGAAGAGGAGAUUCAUUCCCUUAAGGAGCGUCUGAUGAUGUCACACCGAAAGCUGGAGGAGUAUGAGAGGAGGCUGUUAACUCAGGAGCAGCAGACCAAUAAAAUCCUGCUGCAGUAUCAGAGCCGACUGGAUGACAGUGAGAGGAGACUCAGACUGCAACAGAUGGAGAAAGACAACCAGAUUAAAGGAAUUAUUGACAGACUCAUGGCUGUGGAAGAUGAGCUGAGGGUAGGGGUGGUGCCUGAGAACAAACCCAGGAUAUUCGCAGACCAGGAAAAGCAGCUUCCCUCCUUGGAUUCAGCAAACACCAGUGUGAGUUUUGGAGGAGAAAUGACCAGCGCUUCUGGCUUUGGAGUCUCCAAAUCCUCUACCCAAUCUUCUCCCCAGAACGGAAUCUUGUCAUUCCAAUUAGCCCCCCCUCCUCGUUCUCCUCCUCUUCCACAAGUCUGCCAGAAUGGAGAGCUCCGUGGCAACCAAAAAUCAGCCCCAGUGACAGCCACUAUGGCAACUGGGAACACGGCAACAGCAUCAAGGGGAAUGGGCAAGACAGUAGGGGGGAGCAGGUCAAACCAUUGCUGACCAAAUCCAUGAAAAAUUUCUGUCUUUAGUAUUUUCUCAAAGAAAGUCACAUCCUUCAUUUCUCUCCACAGUGAAGCUUUUUUUUCUUUUUGUAUAUUAGACUAAGGACAAGUGGAAGGCUGGACACAUAAUUUCUUGCAACAUCCAAAUCAAAAGGGCUCUCCAUUGGAUCUGAUAAUAUUACAGUAUCGCAUUUUCUUUGGAUCAAAGUCAAAAGCCCCUCGCACAUACCUCUACCAACACAGGUCAUCCAAACCACUGGAAUCCAUGUUGAAAAGUCCUAACGUGGUCCACUUUCCAGGUUUUUGGAAUCUCCCUGAUAUUGUGUUCAUAUUCUAAGAAGCUGAAAAUGACCUUGGGAAUGGUGGGGACAAGCAACGAUGUUUUGACGUGUAAAAAGAUCUAAAUUUGACUCGCAAAAAGGCCAGCUUUGUCUUAGAGAUUUUGUCAUGUCGUCUGGCUUCCCUAGUGCCUUUUUGUAUAUCUCGACAGGGUUUUCAAAUGAACACAAGAAUAAGGAGAACAGAAUUACAGAAAUGUUUGUGUGAAUGCCGCUCUCUUCUUGAGAUUGAUCAUGUAAGAGGAGUUUGGUGUGUUCUUCUGCCUCAAUGUAACAAAAAUAUAUGGAAUUUUGAAAAUGCUUUGGAAUCCAAUGAUGGACAAUGUGGCAAGCGUUGUGAAAAGUGCUUGUGGUCUUCGCAUAGACUUGUGCAAUGUUUUCUCUUCUCAAUCUCAGAACUUUGUGUAUUUAACUGGUGCUACGGAAUCUCAAAGCAUUGCUCUAUGUCUCAUCAUCCAUGUCUCAUGUCCUUAUUUGUCUUUGACCUCCCAUUAAUCUCCUAACAGGCCCAUUUUGAAUUUUUUUUUUCAGUGUGUGCGCUUGUGAUUUCAGGUCAUCUCUGUCAGGAAUUUUGUCUUUUUACCAAAACAAGAUGCUAGGUGAGAAUGCGGUUACAUGUUUUCCUCAAAUGGGACUGUGAUCGCAUGCGAAAAGAGAUGAUAUUUAAAGCAAUUAAGCAGCACCUUGUAUGUGCACAGUUAUGCUUUUAUGCUGUAUAUGUUGGUCUUAAAAGAUAGUUUAAAGUCAAUUUGAAAUGCCACAACCAAUUUUACUUCUGUAAUGUGACAUAUUUCUGAGUGAAAAAAGAUAUUCAUCGGGGGAAAAAAAGGACAGGCUUGAAUUUAUCCAUCAGGAAUUGAUUGGAUAGUGAAAAGUGGGCAUUGCAUACCAGAAAGGAGGGAAUUGGUUGAAAAAGUAAAAGGGCAGCCAAAAAGUAAAGUUGUUUUAUAGGAGUAGCCCAUUAUGACAUUUUGAUAAAAGUUUACCCAGACCAAUAUUUUUUAUUUGGAAUAAAGUGACCAAGAACGUGCAUUACAAAAGUAAACAAGGUCAAUUUUGAUUUCAUGUUGACUUUAAAAGAUAUCAAAGUAGCUCACGCAUCUCCAAAGUAGCUAGUGGUGGCAUUAAAUGGUUAUUAAGGAAACAACUUGGUAUGUAAAAUAAUCAGAUCUUAUGUACUGUACAGAAAUAUGCUAGCUAUAAUUAAUUUUAGUAUCACUGCCAUCUGGUACUGAUUGUAUUCCUCAUCGAUCACAACUGUUUUUGUUGUAUUAUUUAUUUUGCUUAUGAUUAAUCAGUUCAUUGUCAUGUUUCUCUAGUCACAUGGCUUUGAUACAGCACAUUUCAAAUCAUUCAUAUUUAAUCUAAUUCAUUGCAUUGGUUUUGCUGAUGUAAAUAUUGGCCUUUUUGCUGAGUUGUAAACUACUUUACUACUGUAAUGUAACACAGCUACACCAAUACAACAGGCCGAGAUGAGAGCGUCCAUAUAUUGUGGAGAUUUAAAUAGUAACUGCACAAUAAAAAUACUACUGAGCUGUACUGUAACAUUUUUAAAAUUGCGAAGGCACGAGAGAAGAGAAUGGAGUGAUUGCCAUUUUAGCCUUUAAGAGCUUCGAGGGCUAUCUUUAAGUGACUUGUACUACAUUUAGUAAUAAAACAGGCAAUUUGUUUUUGUCCCAAAAAAGCUUGAGAAAAAUGGGAUAGCAGGGUUAUCAGCUGAUAAAAUGUGCCAUGACAUGAAUAUACCUCAGAUGUUGAAUCGAACGACUCAGGUAAACUAUCAAUUGCCUCACAGUUUAAACGAAACAAUAUUUUAAGUUGAACUGCCUGUUGGUAGUUAGUCCAUUUCUUCUUCGAGUUUAGUAGCAGCGAUUGGUUAGCGGCUCAUCAAGCAUCUCCCCUUUUCCAUUUUCUUUUGUAUCCCCUUUUAUCUCCAGCCAAUCACAAAGCUUCGUGGAGGACAAUCUGGAACCUAAUUGGAGGCCUCACCUAGGACAUUCUUCAGGUUGGCCAGGUUUUAAUUCAAGGGCACAUUCACGUGAUUUAGUUGGUUGACAGAGGGGAAAUUGAGGC